AUGGAUCAAACUGCUCGUGAUGAUGUUGUUCUCACUCUCACCGAGGUCGAUAAUUCUUCUAUCCGACAACUUGUACGUCGACGUCGUCUUGCUUUGCUUUGCCACUUCGGUGCACGUUCAAUAGCCCUCAUCUUUUAUCUUUUCGUCUCUUGGUUUACGAACGCCUUUAUUGCACCUGUUGUUAUUCUUCUCACCCUAUUUGCAGCUGAUUUCUGGCUUGUUAAAAAUAUAUCUGGUCGCCUUUUGGUUGGACUUCGGUGGUGGAAUUCAAAUGAUCAUCAAACCGGCGAAUCGAUAUGGGUCUUUGAAUCCGCUUCCACCGCACUCGAUGCUAAUGAUGGUCCAAUUAGCAAUCGAGAGCGUUCUUCGCGGAAAUCGGCGGGUCGUCUUUUCUGGAUUGGUCUUUUAACAUUUCCUUUGAUAUGGGCACUUUUGAUUUUAGUGGCUAUUUUCUCUCUUAAACUUGCUUGGUGCCUUGUAGCUGUCUGUGGUUUCUUAGCCUGUUCCGUGAAUGCCUACGGGUACCUCCGGUGUCGCUUCAAAGGAACCCCUGUCGGUGAUGACUCAACAAAGAACGGUCUUAGAGGGCUUUUGACCGCCACAGUGGCUAAGUCAGUGUUUUCGGACCUCUGGUCUGGUGGUGAAAACACAUUAAAUCACCAACAGUCUGUCCCAGAACAUCCGAAAAGUUUGAUAUGA
Molecule: messenger RNA, 699 nt
Organism: Rodentolepis nana
Lineage: Eukaryota; Metazoa; Platyhelminthes; Cestoda; Cyclophyllidea; Hymenolepididae
Source: the annotation of a GenBank genome assembly